AUGAUAUUUUCCGAUCUCCCCGAGGAGAUACUUUUGUCGAUCUGUGUGGAUGUUCUCUCUGGUAGGUGGAGCUCGGAGCUGGAUCUGAGACUGGUUCCCCUCAUUGAGGUUUCUGCUCUUCCUUUUUUCGACAUGUCGAGGGUCUGCUGGAGGCGGUGGUGUUUUGGAGCCCUCGUCUGCUUCCUCCGUCGUUCCCCGAUGAUUGGUCACGUGAAGCUGAAAGGAUGUGGUGGUGUGAGCUUAUUCUCUUCUGGGAACACAAAUGCUGGUGUUGGUGUAGAGCAAGAAUUACUAUUACCUCCCCAACAAGAAGAGAGUCUAAUUACUCAUCCUCAUCCUGUUCUCAAGAAAAGGAGAAAUCUCCCUGGCAACCCAGACCCAAAGGCUGAGGUGAUAGCUCUGUCCCCAAGUUCACUCUUGGCCACAAACAGAUUCAUAUGCGAAAUAUGCAACAAAGGAUUUAAGCGGGACCAGAACCUGCAGCUCCACAGGAGAGGCCACAACCUCCCCUGGAAGCUCAAGCAGAGGAACCCCAGUGUCGAGGUCAGAAAGAGGGUCUACGUCUGCCCCGAACCGGGCUGCGUCCACCACAGUCCGGCUCGGGCCCUGGGCGAUCUCACGGGGAUCAAGAAGCACUUCUGUAGGAAGCAUGGGGAGAAGAAGUGGAAGUGCGACAAGUGUUCCAAGAAGUACGCGGUUCAAUCGGACUGGAAGGCUCAUGGGAAGACCUGUGGGACUAAGGAGUACAAGUGUGAUUGUGGUAACGUCUUCUCCAGGAGGGACAGCUUCAUAACUCAUAGGGCAUUCUGCGAUGCCCUAAUUGAGGAACACAACAACAACGUCAGCACUUUAAACCCUCCACCAACUCAUGUAAUGAUCAAUUCAUCACAAACUCAACCAAAUAAUCACGGUAUUAAUAAUAAUAAUAAUAUUGUUAUUAAAAACAUUAUUACCUCACCACCACAAAUUGACCAUUUUAACCCUCUAGACACCAAGAUCAACCCUUUCAUCGUGACCUCUUCACCAAUAAGACCAACCCCAUUUUCAACUGCCGACAAUUACAACUUUAUCCCUACAACCUCCACCGCCACUACUACACCUGCUCCUAGCCUCUUCUCUUCCACCUCCUCCGCCACCUCACCACCAUCCUCCCUCCACCUCACCACCAAUUUGUACCCACUCUUCCCUCUCGACGUGGACCAUCCCGCCAGCUCAGUAUCCAUGUCAGCCACCGCGCUUCUUCAGAAGGCCGCCCAGAUGGGGUCCACACUCAGCAGCGUGGCGCCAAAACAGCUUGGCAGAGACCAUCAUCAAGGAUUCAUGGACCAAUUCUUCCACGUGGCGGGAGGAGGAGUACUAUUCAACGGGAACUUGCCAGGCUGUCACACCGGCUUCUUCGACGACGGCGAUAGUGAUAAUAGUAACGCUACCGCUUUGUUAAUGAACAACUUUGGUGGCGGGGAUGUGAUGACGACGGUUGACUUCUUGGGGGUUAAUACUAAUGGUCGGCCGGCGCCGUCGUCUACGUCGACAAUUGCGAGGAUUAAUAAUAUAGUUCCGGGGUUUUCGCCGCCGAUUUGAAGCACUACUUUCGCCGGCGCAUCCACGCACGGAGGGCAUUAGUUAUUAUUUUAUUAUUAUAUAUAAUAAUCGGAAAAGUUGGUUGAUUAACUAAAGUAGUGAAUUAGUGAUCAUCAUUUACUUUUUCAAGUUUCGUUUGGUGAUUUAAUUUUUCGGAGCCUUGCAUUGUCCUCCUAAAGAGCGGGCCGGAUCGCCGUUCAUAUAUAUGGAUGAAUUCUUCUUAAUUAGUAGUGCAACUUUCAUACCUGGUUUAUGGUAAGUAUGGGCAUGUUGGCGAUACCUGUACUUGCCCUCUGUCAGAUUGGAUAAUUUAUUAGAGGGUACAAAUUGUAACAGAUCAAUUCAUAUAAGUAUAUAAUUUAAAAAAU
This is a messenger RNA of Linum tenue, 1949 nucleotides long. The record is from the annotation of a GenBank genome assembly. Lineage: Eukaryota; Viridiplantae; Streptophyta; Magnoliopsida; Malpighiales; Linaceae.